Colias croceus (clouded yellow) is the source of this 577-nucleotide messenger RNA. RefSeq lists its product as uncharacterized. The transcript is spliced from 6 exons. NCBI's taxonomy places the organism in Eukaryota, Metazoa, Arthropoda, Insecta, Lepidoptera, Pieridae. The record is from RefSeq and is a predicted model, not a curated record. The coding region runs from base 143 to 514 and encodes 123 amino acids.
UAAAUAUUGCAAAAUUUUGGCAACUCUGCCAGUUUCUCGAAAUCUGCCUGUGUGACGUGACGCGUGUGUUAUUUUUAUUUCGUUUAUGUAUGUGAACAAAAAAUGUGAAUUAAGAUGCGACGAAUUGAUCGAAUUUUGUUGAAUGCCUUGGAACAUAAAGUUACCGAUAAAUCUGAGUUACCAGAUGAGAAGAAGAUAUGGAAGAGAUAUCUGCUGCGAAAACGACGGUGCAGCCGCCUGCAAAGAGCUUGAUAGGUACCUACAACUUUUUGGUUUGCGAUAUGGAAAUAUAUCUGGGGCUCCGUCAGAACUUGAAGCUGAUUCGUCCAAAGACAUAAAUUGCCAAGAUGACGAAUUUCAAGAUGCAAGUAAUCCUUUGUGCCCUUCAAUGAGUCUGGCGGUAAUUAAAGCUAAUGAAAUUGUGGGAUCAGAUGUGGAAUCUCCAGCUGCGCCUGCAUACUCCACUGACUCCGCUUCUGACUACGCAAAAAGCCAUAGUUACGACAUGUGUUGAAUCUCCAGCUGCCCCAGUAUAUUCUCCGCUUACUCCUCUUACUACACGGAAAGAAUCUGAAAA